Messenger RNA from Cylindrotheca closterium, 1857 nucleotides. The record is from the annotation of a GenBank genome assembly. NCBI's taxonomy places the organism in Eukaryota, Bacillariophyta, Bacillariophyceae, Bacillariales, Bacillariaceae.
AUGAGUGGCAGAGGUCGAGGAAUCAACAAUGCCCCUGCUUGGAUGACACGGUCAGAAUUUGGUGGCAAUAAGCCACCUCCUAGAGAACCAGACCCAUUUGGUCGAGCACCACGCGGCGAAGGUGGUGGUUGGGAAGGUCCUCCUCGCGAUUUUCGCCGAGGGCCUCCUCCACCACCCCAUCACCGUGGUCGAGGACCCCGACGGUACGAUGAUCGACUCGAUGAUCGUUAUGAUGAUCGUGGUGGUCCACCACGUGGUGGAUUUCGAGGCCCUCCACCACCCCACAACCGAGGCGGACCACGGGGACCACCACCAUCCAGAGGACCACCUGGUCCUCCACCACCACAACGAAACAAAGGAGGCACCAACAAUGGCAGAAUUACCUUUCGUUCCUUUGAAGAGGAGCAAGAAUGGGUGGAAGAACGUCGUCGCAAACGCUUGGCCAGGAAAUCAAAAUUCGAUGAGCCACCUACCGCGGAACAAUUGGCUGCCGAUGCGGCGGCCAUUGCCUUUUCCAAUCCGGCGGCUACAGACUUUGCGGGCAUUCCAGCGGGACGCAACUUUGAUGCCGUUCCACAGCAAACUAGACAUGCUCGUCGAUUGUACAUUGGAAACCUACCAGCGCAAGUGACAGAACAAGAUUUGCAAGAUUUCUUUCGCAAUGCCAUUCACCAAGCAUUGGUCCACAAGGUCGAUAACAACGAGGAUCCCAUCUUGUCUGUAUACAUCAACCACGAACGCCGAUUCUGCUUUUUGGAAUUCAAGACCGUAGAAAUGGCAACCGCCUGUUUGGCCUUGGAUGGUAUUGAUAUCCAUGGGAGAGGCAAGGUCAAGGUCAAGCGGCCCAAUGAUUACAAUCCAACCAUGGCACCCAAGGUGCAUCCAUCGGCUAUUCCAGUCUUGGACGUCAGUCGAUUGGGGAUUGUCAGCGGAACUGUACAGGAUGGACCAAACAAGAUCUUUAUUGGAGGACUCCACUAUCACUUGAUGGAAGAACAAGUCUUGGAACUUUUGCAAGCCUUUGGAAAAGUCAAAGCCUUUCACCUGGUCAAGAAUGAACCAGAUUCUCUUACCAGUAAGGGGUAUUGCUUUGUCGAGUACGCAGAUCCUGCUGUGACGCAAGUGGCAGUCAUUGGAUUGAACGGAAUGGACCUUGGGGGGGGAAAGGUCUUGACCGCAAGAGUGGCAGGGGAACGAGAUGGUAUGCCCAUGCCUACCGGUAGUAUUGCCAUGCCCGCAGCAGUCCAAGCAGCGCCGGCGACCAAUGCACCACCACCGGGUGCCAUCAUUAUUCAGGGAUAUGACGUUGAAGCUCUCGUGGACGCAGCCAUGGGACAACGACCUAUGCCAACAGCUCCCAUGUACUUGGAUCAAUUUGGCAUGCCAUUGACUCGGGCACAGCCCGUUGGCAUGAUGGCACCAGCAGUUGUGGCCGCCGCUGCACCAGCAUUUCCAGCAGGUGCUUCGGCUUUGGACAUUGCCAAUGCUGCGUUGAGCGCGGCCUUUGGAUCGAGUGAUGGUCCUGCCGCUGCGGCUGCCAAGGCACCAACUCGAAUUUUAGUGUUGUUGAAUAUGGUGACUGACGAAGAUUUGGCGACUGAUGACGAAUAUCAAGGCUUGAUGCAGGAAGUGCGAGAAGAGUGUGCGAAGUUUGGACGUCUGUUAGGUAUCAAGAUUCCGCGAAAGGCAACCUCGAGUAUUCAAGCGUCCGCCAUCAAGAAGAUCUUUUUGGAGUAUGCGACUGUGCAAGAUGCCAACAAUGCCGAGCGGGAAUUGGCUGGUCGGCAGUUUGGACCUAAUGUGGUGCAAGCGAGCUACUUUGAUGAGAAGGAUUACCAGUCGGAAACGCUGCGAUAG